Myotis davidii is the source of this 1963-nucleotide messenger RNA. RefSeq names its product solute carrier family 35 member F3 (gene SLC35F3). NCBI's taxonomy places the organism in Eukaryota, Metazoa, Chordata, Mammalia, Chiroptera, Vespertilionidae. The coding region runs from base 1 to 1020 and encodes 339 amino acids. Gene Ontology annotation, cellular component: membrane. Gene Ontology annotation, biological process: thiamine transport. The record is from RefSeq and is a predicted model, not a curated record. The transcript is spliced from 8 exons.
AUGCCCUUGUUUCCUGCUGCUCGGGACGCGCUGUUCCCAAGCACCAGCUGCUCGCCGGGGAGCCUCGGGGUGAGGGCAUGUGGGGCUGAGGCGUGCCAUGGACAUGUAUGUAACUGGCAUGGGAAACACGCCAGGACAUCGGUGAGGCAGCGUUUUAGGGAAUGCUGUCGGUUUUUUGGAGGCAAUGGCUUGACUUUGAAGGUGUUUUUCACCAAGGCAGCCCCGUUUGGUGUCCUGUGGACACUCACAAACUACCUUUACUUACACGCAAUAAAGAAAAUAAACACCACGGACGCCUCCGUGCUCUUCUGCUGCAACAAGGCGUUUGUGUUCUUGCUCUCGUGGAUCGUUCUCAGGGACAGGUUCAUGGGCGUGAGGAUCGUGGCCGCCAUCCUCGCCAUCGCCGGGAUCGUGAUGAUGACCUACGCCGACGGCUUCCACAGCCACUCGGUCAUCGGCAUCGCGCUGGUGGUGGGCUCUGCGUCCAUGUCCGCGCUCUACAAGGUUCUCUUCAAGCUGCUCCUGGGCAGCGCCAAGUUCGGAGAAGCCGCCUUAUUCCUGUCCGUCCUGGGCGUGUUUAACGUCCUCUUCGUCUCCUGCGUCCCCGUCGUCCUCUACUUCACCCGCAUCGAGUACUGGAGCCCUUUCUCCAACAUCCCCUGGGGGCACCUGUGCGGGUUCUCCCUCCUCCUGCUCACGUUCAAUGUCGUGUUAAAUUUCGGAAUUGCUGUCACCUACCCCACCCUGAUGUCUCUCGGGAUCGUCCUCAGUGUGCCUGUGAACGCGGUGGUCGAUCACUACACCACCAACAUCGUCUUCAACGGCGUCCGGGUCAUUGCCAUCGUCAUCAUCGGCCUGGGCUUCCUCCUGCUGCUGCUGCCCGAGGAGUGGGACGUCUGGCUGGUCAAGCUGCUCACCCGCCUCAAGGUCCGGAAGAAGGAGGAGCCGGUGGAGGGCAGCGGGGACCCGGGCUCCGGCCCCCAGAACAAGAGAAGGGCCCGGCCCUCCUUCGCCCGCUGACCCGUCCCCUGGACACGCGGGGACGCUGGCGUGAAGGGUCCGGAGGUCUGUUCCUGGCGGCACCUCGGUGGGCAAAGGUGUACAUACCUGUACAGUCUGGGUCCCCUGGGCACGUCCCACGGGACUCAUGGGCAUGUCCAACCCACUUGCUCUUGUCCACAUCAGACCUUCCACUUAAGGUACCGACUCGACGCGCACGAGGGAAGAUCUGAGCUCUUUUUAAAUGAAUGUAAAGCGAGUGGGAACCAUCCUGGCCCCGGCGGUCUGGGGGCCUCAGGUUCUGGUUGAGGCAGGCGGCUGUUCUGGGUCUUCUCGACCGAAAACUCCAUUGCACACUGUGAUAACUCCCUGGCGGUGGGAGUCAUUGCUUUCAGACCAGAGCUGGAAUCUUUAUUUUUUAAGGGAUCACAAGGAACCAGAAUGAUUAAGUUAGUUUGGAUGGACAGACGGACAGGAAGAGGGGACACACAAAAGGAGAAUGGACAUCGAAAGCCAUCUCUAUGACGAGCCAGGGGGCCGGGGGGCAGGGGGGGCAGGUGGAGGAGGUCAGGCCUGAGCCGGGUAAUGUCGGGGGGCGGGGGGUGGGGAGUCCCCUGAGCCCCGCUCGCUGGCUUGCUCUCGCGUGUCGGUAUGAGGCCCCACCGGAGACGUUCCAGUGCCUUCUACAGAAACUUCAUCUUGGCCUAUGUGAAGCCAGUGACAUUCCCCAUCACUGGCGCCGUCUUAUCGUCUUAUCGUUGAGAUGUACACAUCUUUAAAUCCAAUAAAACCACAUGUGAUGGGCGUGUGUGUGUGUGUGUCCAGAAGUGACCGAGCUGACGGCGGUGUGACAGCGGGGGUCGCGCUGUGACCACGGAGGAGGGGGCCGCCGGGUCGCUUCUGCUUCGGGGCCCAGAUGGAAGCAUGGCCUCCCGAACCCGUGCAUCUUCCGAUGCGACGCUUC